Molecule: messenger RNA, 4961 nt
Organism: Ctenopharyngodon idella (grass carp)
Lineage: Eukaryota; Metazoa; Chordata; Actinopteri; Cypriniformes; Xenocyprididae
Gene: pgm2l1
Product: phosphoglucomutase 2-like 1
Exons: 14
Coding region: 554-2413 (619 amino acids)
Biological process (GO): carbohydrate metabolic process
Molecular function (GO): intramolecular phosphotransferase activity; glucose-1,6-bisphosphate synthase activity
Source: RefSeq, a predicted model, not a curated record
UGUCUCUACAUCUUAGCUAGUAGUUUGAUGCACACAGCAGUUUUUGUGAUAUAAAGCCAUAGCAACACUCUUCCAGAUAUAGAGAAACAUUUGUAAAAGUGUUUUUUGUGAUGUGACGUGCGUUCAUAACGGAACUGCCUCCGAUUCUCAACAUGCGCACUUAGGCUAAAUCCACCAAUGCUAACUGCAUGUGGAUCACCAGCUGCUCUUACUGAGGAAGUGUUGUUAGCUUUAAAGUGAAUUUAGUAUUGAAUUAUUUUUGUAGUCAGCGGAAAAUCUAGUAUUUUAAACGAUUUGGAUUCAAAUUGAAUUUGGUCUGUGGACAUAGAUAAACUGACGUAACGUACAACAGUCUUAUUUUGAUAUGCAUGCAGUGCGAUGAGUUGACUUGAUGGUUUGUCUGUUUCGCAGUCGUCUGUGACCUAUUUGAAUGGUGACGUCACACCGCUAAUCUUUAAUUUCCGAGCACGCUGUGCGCAAUAACAUUCAGUCGCACGGGUUAGAAGCAGCUGGAUUUGAAGUUCUUAACCUGAAGCCUGGAUCUACCGCUAAAAUGGGGUCUAACGGAGACCUCAACGCAAACUCGCAGUGUCUCAGUAGCACUGGGGACCUGGUCCUGGACAAAGCGAUCAGUCAGUGGAUGACCUGGGAUAAGAAUCCUCAGACACGGGAACAGAUUGAGUCUCUGGUGCGAGAGGGGCAUGUGGUGGAGCUGAGGAGGAGGUUGUGCUCCAGGAUGACGUUUGGAACGGCUGGCUUGAGAGCCCCGAUGGGAGCGGGGUUUGCUCGCAUCAAUGACCUUACUGUCAUCCAGUCUACACAGGGAAUGUACAAAUAUUUAGCCAAAUAUUUCCCUGACCUGAAAAAAAGAGGGCUGGUGAUUGGUUAUGACACUCGUGCCCAAGCAAGCAGUGGCUGCACCAGUGAACGGCUUGCAAGGUUGACUGCAGCUGUUAUGCUUUGUAAAGAUAUCCCUGUCUAUUUGUUCUCUACAUAUGUGCCGACCCCAUUUGUGCCGUAUGCUGUGAUGAAGUAUGGAGCUGCAGCUGGAGUCAUGAUCACUGCUUCUCAUAACAGAAAAGAGGACAAUGGGUACAAGGUUUACUGGCACAACGGUGCACAGAUCUCCUCGCCACACGAUAAGGAGAUCUUGCAUUGCAUUGAGGAGAGUACCGAACCAUGGACUGAGUCCUGGAACAUGGAUCUAGUUGAGAGCAGCCUGUUAAGGAGAGACCCGCUGGAGGACGUCUGCCGCUGGUACAUGGAAGAGCUAAACACUGUCUGCUUCCACAGAGAACUUAACUCAAAGUCUCCCCUGAAGUUUGUGCAUUCAUCUUUCCAUGGUGUUGGUCACAACUUUGUCCAGAGAGCUUUUCAGCAGUUUGGCUUCCCACCCCCCAUCCCUGUCCCAGAACAGAAAGAUCCAGAUCCAGAAUUUUCCACUGUCCGUUGUCCUAACCCAGAGGAAGGAGAAUCUGUCUUAGAGCUGUCCCUUCGUUUGGCUGAGAGAGAAAAGGCUUGCAUUGUUGUGGCCACAGACCCUGAUGCUGAUCGCUUGGCUGUUGCAGAGCAGAAUGACAAUUGCAGUUGGAAAGUGUUCACGGGAAAUGAGUUAGCUGCAUUGCUCGGCUGGUGGAUGCUGUAUAACUGGAAGGAAGCACAUCCGGACCCAGCAGACACUGAGAAAGUAUACAUGCUGGCCACCACUGUUUCUUCCAAAAUACUUAAUGCCUUUGCACGCAUAGAAGGCUUUCAUUUUGAGGAAACAUUGCCCGGCUUCAAAUGGAUUGGAAAUCGAAUCCAUGAAUUAACAAAAGCAGGAAAGGAGGUCAUUUUUUCCUUUGAAGAAUCCAUUGGGUUUUUGUGUGGGAGCAUGGUUCUUGAUAAGGAUGGAGUCAGUACAGCGGCUGUUGUGGCUGAGAUGGCUGCUUAUCUGCACACCAAAAACCUUUCCUUGAGCCAACAACUAUGCAACAUCUAUGAAAUAUAUGGCUAUCACAUUUCCAGAACAUCCUAUGUCCUCUGCAAUGACCCACCCACAAUUUAUAAAAUAUUUAGCCGUCUGCGCAACUUCGGAGGCCUGGGUGUAUACCCAGGAUUAUGUGGUGAUUACUGUAUCACACACAUCAGAGAUGUGACCACUGGUUAUGACAGCAGUCAGCCUGACAAAAAAUGUGUCCUUCCAUUGACAAAAAAUAGCCAAAUGGUUACAUUCACAUUUCAGAAUGGCAUUGUUGCCACACUUAGGACCAGCGGGACUGAGCCAAAGAUCAAGUAUUACACAGAAUUCUGUGCACAACCAGGAGAACGUGACAUCUCUUGUCUGGAGGAGGAGUUAAGGAAAGUGACCACUGCUCUAGUUGAAGAGUUUCUUGAGCCUGACAAGAACAACCUGCUUCGCAGAUCAGUAUAGCUUUAUUUAACUUGUGGUAGGAUCGUUGUCCUCGUGGGAAUCUCAUGUAAACCAGUCCCAAAGGCCUGUCACUGUACCGUCCUGUGAAUGUCAUUGUAUUACUGUGAAAUAAUUUGAAGGAUUAUCACUUCAUGGCUCUCAAACAAAAAAAAAGUAAGUAUGAAUGCUUAUUCAUUGUAGUGGUUAAUAUAUGACAAAAAAUAUUGUCAUGAUCAUUUUCUUUUCUUUUUUCUUUACCACAAUUGAAUGUGUCUUGCUCAGAAAAGUAAAAUUACAAGGCUUUGAUUUUAUUUAUAUAACAUUUUUCAAGAAACCUUCUUAAGUUUGAGUGCCACAUUAUUGCCAUUACUUCUGUUGUAUUAGUCCCACCUGUUUUGACCUGAUGUUUGCUGGUGUCUGGAUUUCAUGAAUGUCACUCCACAUUAUAUUACAAGUAUUAUUUUAACCCCUGAUCUGCUCGUUGUUGUAAGAGGUUUUGCUGAGAGUUGCUGCUGCUGCUACCUUUUUAAAGCUCUGUGAGCAUGUGUAUUUGUUGUGCUCUCAUAAACCUGUGUCCGUAUUAUAUAAUUAUGUGUUGAUGCUCACAUAUGUGUUGCAACGUAUGUUGAUGCUCACACGCUUUAUGUAGUGUUACAUGCGUUGAUAAUCAGGAGGCAAGCAGGACAGCAUUUUGUUGCUUCCCUGACUUCUGCUGGCUUUGUCAUGCUGGAUACGCACAGAGUAGAUGUAAUAAAUGGAAGAUUCUGGGUUUUGUUUUUGAAAUUUCUGCUGUACUUAGUUUGAUGGGCAUAUUUGACUUUUGUGGGUUAUAUACACAAUGUGCAAGUUGCAGUAAGUCAAACAAGUGCCAUUGCCUUGCAAGCAAGACAAGCAAGGCAUUGCACUCUACUGAUAGAUUAAGACUUGGAGAAGGAUAAUUAUUCACUCCUUAAACAAGAACUUUUAAAAGAGUUCAGAAAAGAAAAAUUGGUCAUGUUACUGUUUUAUUUCCUAGCAGUUCUCCAUCACUUGUUUCUUUGUACUUUUUUAGGUCAUUUUUCCAAAGGAUCUUAAACUACUCUAUUUAUUUUGUUGUUCUAUGACUAUGCACUCUGAUAGUUAUUUCUACCAUACAUUUGUUUUUGCCCACCAUGAAUUAGAUUUAUCCUUGUCUCAAUUAAUAUCGAGUUGGUGCCAUUUAAAGGGUUAGUUCUCCCAAAAAUGAAAAUUCUGUCAUUAAUCACUCACCCUCAUGUCUUUUCACACCCGUAAGACCUUCGUUCAUCUUUAGAACACAAAUUAAGAUAUUUUUGAUGAAAUCUGAUGGCUCAGUGAGGCCUGCAUUGCCAGCAAGAUAAUUAACACUUUCCGAUGUCCAGAAAGGUACUAAAGACCUAUUUAAAACAGUUCAUGUGACUACGGUGGUUCAACCUUAAUGUUAAGCUUCAUGAAGCUUCGAAGCUUUAUGAAUCAUUUGUUUCGAAUCAGUGGUUCGGAGCGUGUAUCAAACUGCCAAAGUCACGUGAUUUCAGUAAAUGAGGUUUCAUUACGUCAUAAGUGUUUCGAAAUUUCAAUAGUUCGCCACUGGGGGGCAUGACUUUGGCAGUUUGAUACACGCUCCGAACCACUGAUUCGAAACAAAAGGUUUGUAAAGCUUUGAAGCCUCAUGAAGCAGUGAUUGAAAUUGCCCAUCACUAGAUAUUGUUGAAUAAAGUUAUUUUGUUAUUUUGGUGCACAAAAAGUGUUCUCGUUGCUUCAUAACAUUAAGGUUGAACCACUGUUUUAAAUAUGUCUAGUAGCUUUCUGGGAAUCUAAAAGUAUCAAUUAUCUUGCUGGCAAUGGAGGCCUAACUGAGCCAUCGGAUUUCAUCAAAAAUCUCUUAAUUUGUGUUCCGAAGAUGAACGAAGGUCUUACGGGUGUGGAACGACAUGAGGGUGAGUAAUUAAUGACGGGAUUUUCAUUUUUGGGUAAACUAACUCUUUAAUAUCCUUGCUAUUGUAUUGUUAUACUGAGUUUAUUUUAACAAAUAUCCUCUGUGUAAUAUUGUCUGAUUGAAGACACUUCAUUAUCAGAUCCAAAUCAAAGUUCAUGAAAUGUAAAGUAUUUUAGUAUUUUGAAAAAAUAAUAAAUAUUUUUGUUGACUUAACUGGUUGAGAGGGUCAAAUAGAGUGUACCUGAUUUUUGAGGUGGGGAAAAAAGAAAAGAUAUUUUGUGCUAGUGAUAUUUUUGGAAAAUCGAAGGAAGAACCAUUUUCUUGAGUCUAAUGUGUACAAGUACAGAAUGUUUUCUUCUUUCUGCAUUAUUGUUUCAAGUAAAAUAUUUAUUUGCAGUGCAACCUUGACAUUCCUUAUGUACACCUCUCUACAAAUAAAUUGUAUUUGUAAUGUGUUGUAUUUAUAACUUUCAAGAAAUAUGGGAAAUGGCAACAUUUUUGUAAAUAUUUAUGAACAGGAGCACCAAACAAUCCGUCUUUAAAAUCUGGAGAUCAUCUGGCCCCAGAAAUCUGUGAAAUGUAUGCUAUUGCAGAGGAACAGCAUUUUAAAAUUAAAUUUUCUGUUGAUAAAAUGAA